Messenger RNA from Selaginella moellendorffii, 1254 nucleotides. RefSeq names its product 3-hydroxyisobutyryl-CoA hydrolase-like protein 5. Gene Ontology annotation, molecular function: peroxidase activity; heme binding; 3-hydroxyisobutyryl-CoA hydrolase activity. The coding region runs from base 1 to 1254 and encodes 417 amino acids. The transcript has 10 exons. Gene Ontology annotation, biological process: L-valine catabolic process; response to oxidative stress. NCBI's taxonomy places the organism in Eukaryota, Viridiplantae, Streptophyta, Lycopodiopsida, Selaginellales, Selaginellaceae. The record is from RefSeq and is a predicted model, not a curated record.
AUGAUCAUCGUCCCAUCUGGAUGUCUGUCUGCAAACGAUGUAUCCCAGGCAUUGUUCCUCCACAAUUCAUUGCGAUCGGGAAGAGAAGGAACAGAAAGAGAUGGAUCAUCGACCGGUGCUCGCGCGCGUGUUGAUGGUGGCGAUGGUGACCAUCGCAGCGGCGCCGCCUCUGAUCCGCAGGAUCGGCUCUCGAGCGAUUUCUACUCCGCCAGCUGCCCCAACGUGGAAUCCAUCGUCACCACCACCAUGAACAGGCUCUCGUCGGAAAACAACGUCGUCCCCAUCGGGAUGCUCCGAUUGCUUCGUGGAGGUGACUCCCGAUCGAUCAAUACAAAUUCGAACUUUUCUUUGAUCGAGCUCUUCUCUUUUGCGCAGGGAUGCGACGCCUCGAUCCUUCUCACAGGCCCGUCAACGGAGAGAGCUGCGAUGGACAACCUGGAUUUCCCCCAGAAUCCUUCGACGCCAUGGACGAGCUCAAGAAAACAAUGGAGGAAUCGUGCCCGAGAGUCGUCUCGUGUGCCGACAUCCUCGAGAUGGGCACCCGCGACGCGGUCACCAAUGUCUCCCAAUUUCCACGAUUUGCACGAUUACUUAAGUUUUGCAGGAGAAUACCUUGCACUCACAGGCUCGAAACUGGACAGCGCUGAUAUGCUAGCUUGUGGCAUCGCUACGCAUUUUGUCCCUUCAAAGGAUGUUCCGGAGCUUGAGAAGACUUUGCUGAAUUUACAACCGGAAAGCUCAAUACAGGAGGCUAUCCAGGGAUUUGCUAAGAUGCCUGAAGCUGAAGCGAGCAGUGUCAUGAAAAGGAUGACUUGGAUAAACAACUGCUUCUCGAAAGACCGAGUUGAAGAGAUAAUCGAGUCUCUGGCCAGUACCAAUGACGAAUGGUGUAAAGAAACUGCGCGGUCACUGAGGCGCCUCUUGCCAAUUGCACUCAAGCAAGCCUUAGCAUCGAUCCGCCAAGGCAGGACUCAGAGCUUGAAGAAAUGCUUGGAAAGAGAGCAGCGGAUUACUCUAAAUUGCUUAAGGAGCCUAGUCUCGGAUGAUCUCUACGAAGGGAUUAGAGCUGUGGUUGUGGAUAAAGAUCGCGCUCCAAAGUGGAAUCCAUCGACUCUUGCAGAAGUCACGGAUGACAUGGUAGAGAUGAUCUUGAACACCUACACUGCCAGGGAGCAAAUUCAAUUGCCUCUGGAAGACGAGGAAAGAUGGAGUGGCAAGUACUCGGCCUCAAACUCCCGCCAUUUUCUUGUUUGA